Molecule: messenger RNA, 2228 nt
Organism: Columba livia (rock pigeon)
Lineage: Eukaryota; Metazoa; Chordata; Aves; Columbiformes; Columbidae
Product: lysosomal acid lipase/cholesteryl ester hydrolase
Exons: 8
Coding region: 137-1105 (322 amino acids)
Biological process (GO): lipid metabolic process
Molecular function (GO): hydrolase activity, acting on ester bonds
Source: RefSeq, a predicted model, not a curated record
CUCUACUGUUACUUGUAAAUGAAUUUUUAUUUCCUUCUGUUGACAAGGGUUUCUGCCAGUGAAUCAGGCUCCAGUGGAGACAGACUAGGAACUGCAGCAGAAGAGACAAGCAAGGCAGUCAAAGCGGAGUCCCAAGAUGUGGUGCCUCCUCCUGCUGCUCUGCUCCCAAGCAAUUGCCUUUUCAGCAGGAUUCACAACAUCCUCCACUCUGAAUCAAGACAAAAGACAGUACAGGAAGACUCGCAACCCCGAAUGCUUUAUGAAUGUUAGUGAAAUUAUCAGAUAUCAUGGAUAUCCCAGUGAGGAAUAUCAAGUUACCACAGAGGAUGGAUACAUUCUUGGUCUUUUCAGAAUUCCUGCUGGACGGAACAGCCAAAAUACAGGGAAAAAGCCUGCAGUCCUGCUACAGCAUGGAGCUUUUGGAGAUGGUGUUCACUGGAUUUUUAACCUGCCCAACAACAGCCUAGGCUUCAUCCUUGCAGAUGCUGGAUUUGACGUCUGGUUGGGAAACAGCCGAGGGAACACUUGGUCUUCAAAACAUGAGACCCUUAAGCCCUGCCAGAAGGAGUUCUGGCAGUUCAGCUUCGAUGAGAUAGGUAAAUAUGAUAUUCCAGCAGAGCUGUACUUCAUCAUGAAUAAAACAGGACAGAAGCAUGUAUAUUAUGCUGGUCACUCAGAGGCUUCAGCUGCAGGCUUCAUAGCAUUUUCUACUUUUCCUGAGUUGGCUCAAAGGGUGAAAUUAUUCUUUGCUUUGGCACCAGUAACUACAGUCACACAUGCUACCAGUCCUCUGAUAACAUUUGCACGUCUUCCUGCACCACUGAUCAGGUUACUACUUGGCUGCAAAGGUGCUCUUCACCAGAAUGAACUGCUGAAAGGCCCUCUAACACAGUUCUGCAACUCUCUGGGAAAGGUUUGUGGCUGUCUGCUCUGCUUCGCAGGUGGAGGCAGCAUAAAAAAUCUGAACACGGGACACAGAGAAAUGUAUGGGGGCUUUCAAGUGAUACCAACUAGGACCUCAGCUAAUGAUGCAAUGUGCCACCUGACACAUCCAAAUCACACAAGGAAGAAAGUCAAAAUUCAGAAUGGUCACAACUUUCAAUAAUGUCCCUCAGUGUCCCUUCUUCUGGGGCUAAGCCCAAGAAAAGCUGGACAGAUAACAAACCUUUUACAAUGGAGAAAUGAAUGGAGAAUGAUCUUUUUUCUUUUGUACAAUUUUCCUUCCUAAAUAGGAAGACGCACAGAUCAUCUGAAUGUAAGAGUUUAUUUCUUUUUGGUUGCCACACAUCAAUACAUUUCCAGCCAAAACUCAAAGCUGUUUCUUCACACUUCUCUCAACAGCAAGAUCUCAUUUCUAUACUCUGGAUGUUACUUUUUUUUCUUGUAGACCUUCCACAUCUCUGUUCUCCAGUGGCCUUUGGUCUUUCAGACUAUUUAACAAGUGUUCCCAUAAAAAGCUCCCACAUAUGUUGCUUCAUUAUGCUUGAACAGACACUCCAUAAACAAUUCUUCUCUAAUACAUAAUCACAGAAGUAUUUAAAAGCAUCAUACAAAUUGGAGAAACUGACAAAAACAAAGGUCAUCCACAAUUCCCAAAUUAUGUUUUCUAUAUAAUUUAGGACUAACAUGGGAAAGAUUCUCCCAAAGGGUAAAAAAUGUACAUACUCAUUCCUACUGUAAACUCCCAUGUUUCUGAGUCCCUCCUCAACCUUUUUUUUUUUUUUUGAUAUUUCAAGGAUAUCCUAUUAAAAUGGGGUUUUAACACAGCAGCAGUAUGUUGCUCAUGUCCUUCACAGUUUCAUUCUGUCACAACACUAGAUCGCUGCCUUUCUAACAGUUCUGCUUUCUCUCCAGAGUCGAACAGAUACAUACAUAGCACAUUAUCCUGCUGGAACAUCAGUGCAGAACAUUAUUCAUUGGCAUCAGGUAUAACUGUGUACUGACGUAUAAACAGACUCUGACGACUGCUUUUGUAUGCAGCCAACAGCCCCCAGGGAAGUCCAGAGGCAACAGAUCUGGGAAGCUGCCCAUCACAUCUUCUCACAUGCUGCCCUGAACACCUGCCACAGAGGGAGCCCUGCUUCCCAUGGCUCACCAAACUCUACCUGAAUUGUCCCUUUGGCAUCAGGCACUGAGAUUUCCCCUGGGCACGUCAGGCAGCUCUGCAUGUUGGGCUCCAACGGCUUCCAGGCUUCAGCUUUACUUAUGUACAUCUUUGCCUUGAGAGC